AUGCCUUCCAGAAUCGAGGAAAACAAAUACGAAAUCAUGGAUAUACUUAUCAAAAUCAACCAUGCCGGGGAUGAAAUCAAAGAGGACACGCUAAAAAUCGAACAAAUCAUGGCCUCUGGUGUUGUUACUCAAGAAGAAGACUAUGCGGUCAGAGUUUGCAGAAGAUUGAUCAAAUUUUCGAAUGGUCAGCUGGCUUCUUACAAGUACUGCUUAUCGUGGUGCUUGUGUGCAGAGGGAAUAAGUGAUGAAGAGAGAAUCGAGGCGGAAAGAAAGGCAUACUUGCUUCAUCAAGCUGCUUGCACUUGCUUGCAAGUUACGAGACUUAAUCAAGCUGUUAGAGAUCUUCAAGACUCGUCAACCGAAACACCUGAUGAAUCGUUAAUCGAACUUAUGAGACAGAUUGAAGAAAUGGCGCGCGAGAUUGUUCGAAGAGUUGCCGAGAUAGAGAGAGAAUUGGCUCUGAUAUCAGCAAGCAGAGCUCUGGAAAACUUGCGCAAUCUCGUCAGAGAAGCUGGGGAAUGA
Molecule: messenger RNA, 522 nt
Organism: Botrytis byssoidea
Lineage: Eukaryota; Fungi; Ascomycota; Leotiomycetes; Helotiales; Sclerotiniaceae
Exons: 4
Coding region: 1-522 (173 amino acids)
Source: RefSeq, a predicted model, not a curated record